This is a messenger RNA of Hipposideros armiger (great roundleaf bat), 8184 nucleotides long. RefSeq names its product WD repeat domain 17 (gene WDR17). Lineage: Eukaryota; Metazoa; Chordata; Mammalia; Chiroptera; Hipposideridae. The record is from RefSeq and is a predicted model, not a curated record. Gene Ontology annotation, molecular function: protein binding. The transcript is spliced from 28 exons. Bases 279 to 3986 code for a protein of 1235 amino acids.
CUUUCUGCCACUUUGGUACCAGAUGCCAGCAAGAGCAGAGAGGUACUCGAAGUGUAAGCUGGACCAGCAACAUCAGCACCUCCUGGGAGCUUGUUAGAAUUGCAAAUUCUCAGACCUUCCCCUACCAGAUCAGAAUCUCGGAGGGAGGGCCCUGAGAUCUGCGUUUGAAUAAGCCUCAAGUGAUACUUCUGAAGGUGGAGUGUGAAAAAGACUGAUACAAGGUGCUGACUGUUGUGAGGCCAGAUUUCCAAUUGCUUUGAUUAAAGUAGAAACAUUCUAUGGCUUGGAUGACUUACAUUUCAAAUUGGUUUGAACAAGAUGAUUGGUAUGAAGGACUACAAAGAGCAAACAUGUCCCAGGUAAGGCAAGUGGGACUGUUGGCUGCUGGGUGUCAGCCAUGGAACAAGGAUGUGUGUGCUGCUAAUGGAGACAGGUUUGCCUAUUGUGCCACCCUGGCCAUCUAUAUUUAUCAGUUGGAUCACCGUUAUAAUGAAUUCAAACUUCACUCAAUUAUGUCUGAACAUAAAAAAACAAUCACAGCCAUCUCUUGGUGUCCACAUAACCCUGAUCUGUUUGCAAGUGGCAGUGCCGAUAACUUAGUGAUCAUUUGGAAUGUUGCAGAACAAAAAGUCAUUGCUAAACUCGACAAUACAAAAGGGAUGCCGGCCUCCCUGAGCUGGUGCUGGAACACAGAUGAUGCUGUGGGUUUUGUUGCCCACAGAGGCCCUCUGUUCAUUUGGACUAUCUCAGGACCAGAUAGUGGAGUGACUGUACACAGAGAUGCUCAUAACUUCCUGUCUGAUAUCAGUAUAUUCAGAUGGCAUACCCAAAAAAGGGGGAAAGUUGUAUUUGGUCAUAUUGAUGGAAGUCUAUCAAUUUUUCAACCAGGUAAUAAAAGUCAGAAACAUGUUCUGAGACCCGAAUCUCUUGAAGGCACAGAUGAAGAGGAUCCAGUUACAGCUCUGGAAUGGGACCCACUCUCUACCGAUUAUCUCCUUGUGGCUCAUUUGCAUUAUGGCAUUCGCCUCAUAGACUCAGAAUCAUUUUCUUGCAUAACAACAUUUAAUUUUCCCAGUGCAGCAGCUUCUGUACAAUGUUUGGCCUGGGUUCCCAGUGCCCCUGGUAUGUUUAUAACUGGAGAUUCUCAAGUGGGUGUUUUACGCAUUUGGAAUGUUUCAAGAUCAACACCUAUUGAUAAUUUUAAAUUAAAGAAAACAGGAUUUCACUGCUUACAUGUACUUAAUUCUCCUCCAAGAAAAAAAUUUUCAAUCCAGUUUCCAACCAAAAAUCAUUAUACAUCCUCCACAAGCGAAGCAGUUCCACCUCCAAUAUUGACACAGAAUCAAGCGUUUUCUCUUCCUCCUGGUCAUGCUGUGUGCUGUUUCUUAGAUGGUGGAGUUGGACUUUAUGAUAUGGGAGCCAAGAAGUGGGAUUUUCUUAGGGACAUGGGACAUGUGGAAACUAUCUUUGACUGCAAAUUCAAACCUGAUGAUCCCAAUCUCUUAGCAACAGCUUCCUUUGAUGGCACUAUAAAAGUCUGGGAUAUAAACACGCUGACAGCAGUGUACACGUCCCCGGGGAAUGAAGGAGUCAUUUAUUCCCUGUCAUGGGCUCCAGGUGAUUUAAAUUGUAUUGCUGGAGCAACUUCCCGAAAUGGUGCUUUUAUUUGGGAUGUUAAAAAGGGCAAAAUGGUACAGCGAUUUAAUGAGCAUGGAAAAAAUGGAAUAUUCUGCGUUGCCUGGAGUCAUAAAGAUUCCAAAAGAAUAGCGACCUGCAGUGAUGAUGGUUUCUGUAUUAUUCGAGCAAUCGAUGGUAAAGUGCUACACAAAUACAAACAUCCUGCUGCGGUGUUUGGUUGUGAUUGGAGCCAAAACAAUAAAGACAUGAUAGCCACUGGCUGCGAAGACAAAAAUGUUCGUGUCUAUUAUGUGGCCACCAGUUCCGAUCAACCAUUGAAAAUAUUUAGUGGGCAUACAGCCAAAGUGUUCCAUGUUAGAUGGUCUCCUCUGAGGGAAGGAAUUCUUUGCAGUGGUUCUGAUGAUGGUUCUGUUCGAAUCUGGGAUUAUACUCAGGAUGCCUGCAUCAGUGUUCUUAAUGGGCAUAGUGCACCUGUGAGGGGAUUGAUGUGGAAUACGGAGAUCCCCUACCUACUGAUAUCUGGCAGCUGGGACUACACUAUAAAAGUAUGGGACACUCGAGGAGGAACUUGUUUGGAGACUGUGUAUGAUCAUGGUGCAGAUGUAUACGGUUUAACAUGCCAUCCGAGCCGCCCCUUCAUGAUGGCCUCUUGCUCCCGUGACUCUACAGUGAGACUCUGGUCAUUAACACCUUUAAUCACUCCUUUACAAAUUAAUAUUCUGGCAGACAGAUCUUGGGAAGAAAUUAUCGGGAACACUGAUUAUGCUAUACAACAAGGCACCCCUCCUCUAUUGUGUGGUAAAGUAUCAAGAGAUAUUAAACAAGAAAUAGAGAAGCUAACUGGUAACCCUCGAGUGAAAAAACUAAGAUGGUUUUCCAAAUGUCUGUCACCUCCAGGUGGCACUGACAAUUUGUGGAACUUAGUCGCUGUGAUAAGAGGGCAGGAUGACAGCUUACUUCCUCAGAACUAUUGCGAAGGAAUAAUGCAUCUGAAGCAUCUGAUUAAAUUCAGAAUGUCUGAAGCCCAAGAACUAACAACAAUCAAGAUGUCUAAAUUUGGUGGUGGUAUUGGUGUUCCUACUAAAGAGGAAAGACUGAAAGAAGCUGCUGAAAUCCACUUGAGAUUAGGACAAAUUCAGAGAUACUGCGAACUUAUGGUUGAACUUGGAGAGUGGGACAAAGCCUUGUCAAUUGCACCAGGGGUAUCUGUGAAAUACUGGAAGAAGUUAAUGCAGAGGAGAGCUGAUCAAUUAAUCCAGGAAGAUAAGGAUGAUGUCAUUCCAUACUGCAUAGCCAUUGGUGAUGUGAAAAAAUUAGUCAAUUUUUUUAUGUCCAGAGGGCAGCUUAAAGAAGCUCUGCUGGUUGCACAGGCUGCUUGUGAGGGAAACAUGCAAAGCUUACACGUCUCUACACCUAAAGGAUCUUCCUAUUCUGAUGAUAUCUACAAGGAAGACUUUAAUGUUUUCUUCUUUUGUUAUGUGACCAGGAAUUUGGCAGCUGAUCUUCUCCUGAUGAUUCCUGAUAAUGAGCUACACUUAGUAAAACUCUGUGCUUUCUACCCAGGGUGUACAGAAGAAAUAAAUGAUCUUCAUGAAAAGUGCAAGCUACCCACAAUAGAAGAAUGUAUGCAGUUAGCUGAGACAGCCCGUGCAGAUGGCAACAUACCUGAAACUAUAAAGUAUUACUUGUUAAGUCAAGAACCCGAAAAAGCCCUUCCUAUUGGUAUUGACUUCAUCAAAGAAUACAUCAAUAGUUCAAAUUGGACUUUGGAUACUGUUUAUCCUGUUCUUGACCUAUUAAGUUAUAUUCGUACUGAAAAAUUACUGUUGCAUACAUGUACUGAAGCUCGAAAUGAAUUGCUCAUAUUGUGUGGUUAUAUUGGUGCAUUACUAGCUAUCAGAAGACAGUACCAAAGCAUUGUUCCAGCACUUUAUGAGUACACAAGUCAGCUAUUGAAACGUCGAGAAGUGUCAGUGCCUUUAAACAUUGAACAUCUUUCUGAGGAAUUGGAUGCCUGGAGAGCGUGCACACAGUCCAUCAAUCAAUCAUCAGAAGAAUCUCCAUAUGCACUGCCUUCUGAGUCACAAAGAAUGGUUUAUACAACUUUGCUAAAGAAACUAAAAGAAGAACCACUGAGAGGAACUAUUGGACCAGAUUAUGUGACUGGAUCAAAUCUUCCCAGUCAUUCUGAUAUUCACAUCUCUUGCCUUACGGGGUUAAAAAUCCAGGGUCCUGUAUAUUUCCUUGAAGAUGGGAAAUCUGCUAUCUCAUUGAAUGAUGCUUUGAUGUGGGCAAAGGUGAAUCCAUUCUCACCUUUAGGGACUGGAAUACGACUCAACCCAUUUUGAUAGAAGGUCUUACUCCAUGCUUAUUUGUUUCUUUUUUUUUAAAGAACUUUUGUGGGUUAGUAUUAAUUGAACUUUUAUUGUCCAAGAGCCAAAGGUUGGGAGGAGAGGGGGAAGUGAAGAAUAACAAUUGAUUUUAUUCAUGAACUUCAAAAACUAAAAUAUAUAUAUACUUUAGAGGAAAAAUAGGUGUCUCCUUUAUAAAAUAUAAUAGCCAUAUUUGGGAGGAAGGUGAUAUUUAAAUUAUAAAGAACUGAAAAAUCUAAAAGAACAUAUGAAAGUUUCACACAGCAUAAAAGGUACCCAAAUAUUAUAUUGUUGAAACACUAAAACAUAAACUAGUGCAACACCUAGAAUAGUACUUGUUGCCCUACAGUAAAUACUUAAUAAAUAUUUGAAUGACUGAAUAUCUCAAAGUAUCAAAAUGGAAGGUAUGUACGACUGAUCAUCAAGUUAAAAAACACCCGUAUUGUCUUCUAUUUAAUGUAUAGUAAACCACUAGAGUUAGCUCAUAUUUAAUAAAAGUUUUCAAUGACAAGUUUAAUAUAUGUCAAUAAAUGGAUUCACAGUCAAAAUACUUUUGAGUUUUAGUUUUUUUAAAAAAAACAUUACCAAAGUUUUUAUCUGAAAUUCAAAUGCCCAAUUAUAAAGGAAUAGGUGAAAUAAGCAUGAAAAAAAUUGGGGAAUGAAAAACACAAUGCAAUCAAAUCUACAUGAGAAUUUGCAUUUGAUGGUAAUUAACUACUUUAAAAGAUAUUUGCUUUUGUAUAGAUAUUAGUUUUGAUUAAUGCCUUUAAUAUUUUCAUAAUCUCUAAUCAGUUUAUAUUAACUCUAACUCAUAAUUUAUUUGAUGAAAAUUAGUUUAAAAUAAAUUUCUGUUUGUAAAUAGGAUAUUAGUUGAAAUUUUGGAUAUAUUAUAUAAAUUCAAGUUUUUAAAAUAUUAAAAGAAUAAAGCUAUAAAAAAGUGUGAGGCAUAACUACAAGUAUUUCAAUCAUUCUAGAAUUCUGACUUUGAAAUUGAUGAAAUUAAUGCAUACUAGGAAGAAUAGUACUUUGAUACUCAAAUUGUUUAUAAUAUAGAUGUUUUAUAAUAUGGAUGAUUUUGUCAACUAAAGAGUAAGCUUAUAUAACUAGAAUAAUUAUGGGUUUUGUUAUCUUUAAACUUGUUGCAUUUAAAAUAUUUUAAAAUUUUUCUUAAGCUUCUUAUAACAGAAAACAAUACACAUUAUGUACCUAUCUAUUACAUUAACCACUUCUAACUCUUCAAAAAGACCUUAUAGGCUUAAAUUCCAUUUUAUAAAAAAAUAAUUAACAUUAUAGAAGAGAAUAUAUGCAACUCAGAGAUGCAAUGGGUAAUAUAAAGUGUAUCUGAGAAGUAUUAUUUUAACCCUUAGUGAUAUGUAUAACUCUUUUCAUUUGGUGAGGAGGAUUAUUAAUUAGGGUAUAUGUACUAAAAUUUCCUCACUUAAAAAUGGCAGUCUCCUACUAUCAUUCUCUUUAUUUUGUUUUAAAUAAAUUAAUAAAUCUAUCUUUUGUGCUUUAAAUACUUCAAAAGAUAUUAUUGAGUUUAAAUUAUAUGUAUGUAAAUAAUUGUUACCUUCUAUAUUUUUAAUGAAUGCCGGAAAAUGAUAUUUUUUAUGUAUUAAGUACUAAAAAAAUCAUAUAACUGUUUAGCAUAUGAAGACAAUAAAGAGUAACCCAAUUUCUGUCUGAAAUCUAAAUUAUAUUAAGUGCAAUUGUUAUUCUUUGUCACCAAUAAUGUUCUAUACCGUCAAAUUAAUUUUAACUAUUAAUUAUUUAUAGAAUUAUAAUUGUCAUUUAACUAUGUCAAUCUGUGUCAAAUUAAUUUUAACUAUUAAUUAUUUAUAGAAUUAUAAUUGUCGUUUAACUAUGUCAAUCUGUAUAUAUUGUGCCUUAAUAUGAAAAACAAAACAGUUUUUAAAAUUUUUUAAAGUAGUUUUCGUUGUUAGAUUUUAUAUGCAUAAAAUCCAGACAAAUAAUAUGAACUUAUUUUACUACGUGAAGAUGUCCAUAUUACCAAUAAUAUGGCCAAAUUAUUUUGCAAGUUUAAAUCUGCCUUUAUGAAAGACAUCUCAUUAGACAUUGAUUUUAAAAGCAUUGGAAAAAUAUUUUGCUAUAAAAAUUACCAGGUGGUUAACAAAAUUUCAAUGUCAAAAUGAGUUAUAUUUUGUGAAAAUCUAUGAUUUUUAAGUCAAUCAAAAUUAAUGGGAAAAAAAUUAUAUAUAUCCACAAAAUCAGCUAGAUGUGUUCAGGAACAUGGUUGCAUUAGAACAAUGACUAUAUUUUGUUGUCCUUAUAACAGGAAAAUUAACACUUUUUUGGUCUUAAGUUAAAAUUCUGAAUCUAGUAAAAGUCUGCAUAGUAAAAGUUCUGCAUGGUAAAAGUCUCGCAAAAUUACUUGUAAAAUUUGGGAUUUCAUAGUAGUGUACCAGUGAUACAGAAGAUAUCUUUAUUAUCAACUCUUAGUAAGUCUUAUUGUACCAUCUCUUUGAAACUCUUGUAUCUAAAUAAUUGAAAAAAAGUACUUUCAUGCUGAAUUUAAAUACCAUAUGACUGCUAUACUAUGGCAUGUAGUGAUCUAAAUUUUCAUGUAUGUGUGUUUUUCAGGUCCCCUAUAUUUUAAUAAAUGCUGCAAUUUAAAGCCAGAUAUGACGUAGUGAACUGCUAAGAUGAGUGUCAGUCUUGUCCCUAAAAACAUCAUUGAGAGAACACUAUUUUCCCUACAAAUGCUGGCUCAGAGUCAGCAGAGGUAUGAAGGGCUGAGCUGUCCACCUGGAUUAUUACCCUACUCGGAAACCUAGAAAAGUCACUUUAUUGGAUGGUUCUGGUAGAAGAUUCUCCACGAGUAAGAAACACUGACUACAAUAAGCCCUCAAAGUAUCUGAAAGAGAAAUAGGGCUUACUAACGAAUAAGAACAGCGCAUCACAGAGGCUUCCACUGGCGUGAUAAGCAUUCUGCCAGUUGAUUGAAAAAGCUCUUUUCCUACCUGGGCUGCUGCAGCUCCUAGAAAAGUUCACUGCUUCCUUCUGCCAAAAAUCCUUUGAGAAGUAAAUGGCCUUCCUUUUGCCUGUAGUGUUGGCUUCUGUUGACACAACUCAUCCUGCUGAACUUCUUGAAGUUACCUACUUUGGCCAUACCUGCUACCCUCAUUUAUUUAUUCACUGUGGAAUGAAGCUUACAGAUCAUUUCAUAUUUUUCACAACUCUCUAUAAGUCUCACAGGAACAGAGUCAAAGGAAUAAAGAAACAUAUUAUUUGACUGUUUACCUAAAUCUAGUCCUUUUCUCAGGACCUUUUCCUUGAAUAAGCUUCAGAAGACUUGUUUCUACAACCGUUUCCUAAGGAACUAUAUUUUAUAGGUUAAAAUAUUAUUCCCGUAAUUUUAGAUUUGUCCCAUUAGAAUGCAAGGCAGCAGGUAAAAUAACUGAUAGUGGUUAAGAUAUGCAUUUGGACUAAUUCCUUUACCUCAGCUAAAACCAGAUUCUAAAUAUACUCCUAAGAAGUGAUCUAUUUCACUAGGGCUCUCUUUAAUUUUUUUUACUAAAUAUGAUUUCAAAAAUUAAACAAGGAAGUCUCUGGAAGUAGAAAUUCUAAUAAAACUGUCUAAGCCUUCAUUUUAAAAAUGCAGAAAAACUGAUAAGAGUUUAGCUGGAAAUUGACAAACAUGUCAUGGAAUUCACCAUUAGUAAUACUCAUCUUGGAAGUCAAAGAAGACUGUUAAUGAGAUGGCAUAAAAACAGGAAUAAUUCCAGCGGAAGACAAUUUUCCAGAUAUGACUAUAAAGUUACCAAAAAUAUAUAAAAGAUAACUAGUCAGGAUAUCAACCUGUUUUUGUUUCCCUUCAAUAAAAAUAUGGGCAUGCCUGCAACCAGUAGGAUUAAAUUGAAUUAAUGAACACCAGAACCAAUUUCCAAGUAAAGCUUGAUAUUCCUUUUACACAACUCAGUAUCAACAGGAAGGACACCUAUUUUUUUAAUGGUUUAAAUAAGGCUAUUUAUGGAGGUGGAUAAGAUAUCCUAUGGGCCAGUGUAUAAUAAUCAUUCAGAAUAAAUUUUUUAUUAAUGAAUGUAAUGUGUAAAUACAUAGUAUCAGGGAAACUAGUAGCUCUUUUUUUUUUUUUGGCUGAGCCAUCCUGCCUCCUGUUGGCAGCUCAGCAGCAGCUCAGCUUGGGCUGGGAAUC